AUGACUGAACAGAGUCCUAGACCAAUCAAACGACUAGAAACGUCUGUCGUCAACCGCAUUGCAGCCGGAGAAAUCAUCGUGCAACCAGCGAACGCGUUAAAGGAAAUGCUAGAGAAUAGUAUAGAUGCUGGUUCAUCACAUAUAGACGUUUUAAUUAAAGAAGGAGGGUUUAAGUUGCUUCAAAUAUCAGACAAUGGUUGUGGUAUUGACAAGGAAGAUCUUCCAUUACUAUGCGAGAGGUUUGCCACAUCUAAGAUCACUUCCUUUGAAGACCUCAAUCGGAUCUCAACUUACGGGUUUCGAGGCGAGGCUCUCGCUAGUAUAUCACACAUUUCACGGGUUUCUGUUGUCACCAAAACGAAAAAGGCACCAUUGGCAUACCGUGCUUACUAUACCAAUGGGAACUUGACCACUUCGACGUUUCAACAAGCUGAUAACGUUGACCCUAAACCAACAGCAGGGAAGAAUGGGACCCAGAUUCUGGUAGAAGAUUUGUUCUAUAAUGUUCCUGCCCGACUCAAGACACUUCGUUCCAAGGGAGAAGAGUUAUCGAAAAUUGUGGAUGUCGUGGGUCGAUAUGCUGUGCAUGUUGGCGGUGUUGGCAUAAAUUGUAAACGGUUCGGAGAGCCAUUUAAUUUGGUCAGUACUCGAAUAGGAAUGUCUCUUGAGGAUAGGAUAAGAGCAGUAUUUGGCAACGAUAUUGCUAAUGAGUUGAUAAAGCUUGAAUUGACUAAUAAUGAUAAUAGAAAUGAAUUGAAAUCAAAGUAUGGCCUUUUUGGAGUUACUGGUGUGAUUACAAACUCCAAUUUCAAUAAUAAGAAACGGAUUCAACCAGUUUUUUUUAUAAACAAUCGUUUGGUAUCUUGUGAGCCUUUGAAAAGGGCAAUCCAAUCGGUAGUCAACAUCUUCUUACCGAAACACGCUAUGCCUUUUACUUAUUUGAGCAUUGAACUCGAUCCUCAGAACUUGGACGUAAAUAUCCACCCAACCAAGAGAGAAGUGCGCUUUCUACAUGAAGAAGAGAUCAUCGAUGCUAUAAGUGAACUAAUACACACAGCGAUGUCUAGCGUGGACAAAUCUAGGAAAUUCAAGACUCAAAGAAUUAUAAGUGGUCGUGAACCCGCAUAUACACUGGACUCUACAACAACUAGCACGAAAAAACCAAGACAGGAAAAUAAGCUUGUUAGGGUUGAUUCCCAACAAUCCCGUUUGAGGUCUUUUCUUCAUAAGGUCGAUGGCGAGUCGUUCAAGAGACUGAUUGUCAGCGAGUUCUCACUUGCGAAGGAAGAAUUAUCAAAUACCACCCAAGAUUCCCUAUUUGUACAGGAAGCGAAUGUGAGCGAAGAGAUCAAUAAAGAUCAGAAGUCGGCACCCUGUCAAGCGGUUGAGCCUAAUAAUGGCAUACAGGAUCAUAUUCCCGAGGAGGACGACGAUAUACAUAGCCGUGAUACCGAGGGUCCUGCUGAAGAAAUCACUGGCUUCUCUAAGCAAAUCAACGAGAUUGAGUUAAAUAAGAAACCUUCGACUCACGAUAACGAACUUGACAACGAAAAUAUAAGUCCUGAAUUUGAACAGGAUAUUCCUACAACGGUGAAAAGACGUAAGAUCAUCAAUGGUGAUUCAAAUCUCAUAAUCACCGAUAGAAAACGAUUUAAUGUGAACUUAGACAGUAUUAAAAGUCUUCGAACCGAAGUUAACGAAUACUGCAAUCGACCGUUAACAGAGAUAUUCACGUCGUUAUCAUUUGUGGGGAUAGUAGAUGAAGAAAAACGGUUAUGUUGUUUCCAACAUGACGUGAAACUCUUUCUAUGUGACUAUGGAGUAGUGCUCCGGGAAUUCUAUUAUCAGGUUGCACUCACUGAGUUUUAUAACUAUGGAGAGUAUACGCUUUCUCAGCCAAUCGUUUUGGAACAGUUGCUAGAUGUCUUAAAGUUGUCCCGCCACGAAGGUGAGUUACAAGCGAAUGAUGAAGUAAUAAAGACAAUUAUGAAUAUGAAGCAAAUGUUUUAUGAGUAUUUCCGGUUAACAUUUACAGAAGAUGACGAUGGUCAACUGGUGAUAACUACCAUUCCAAUGCUUUUGAAAGAGAUUAAGCCCAAUUUAAACAAGCUUCCUUACUUUAUUUACAGAUUGGGAACCAAAAUCAACUACAACGAAGAACGCGAAUGUUUGAAAGGAAUAUUAAAGCAAUUGGCGUUGUUUUAUGUACCUGAACCAGUAUUGCUUACAGGCAGCUGUACUGAAGAAGACCAAGCAUACAGUAAAUUGGAACGAGAUAAAACAGAGAAUACCCUUGAACAUAUCUUGUUCCCCAAAGUCAAGCAAAGGUUUGUGGCGACUAAUGAUAUUAAGGAUUCGGUGAUACAAAUAGCCGAUUUACCAGGUUUAUACCGAGUGUUUGAAAGAUGUUAG
Messenger RNA from Lizanozyma spartinae, 2412 nucleotides. RefSeq names its product mismatch repair ATPase (gene MLH1). Lineage: Eukaryota; Fungi; Ascomycota; Pichiomycetes; Serinales; Debaryomycetaceae. Gene Ontology annotation, molecular function: ATP binding; mismatched DNA binding; ATP hydrolysis activity. Gene Ontology annotation, biological process: mismatch repair. Gene Ontology annotation, cellular component: MutLalpha complex. The record is from RefSeq and is a predicted model, not a curated record. The coding region runs from base 1 to 2412 and encodes 803 amino acids. The transcript has a single exon.